Messenger RNA from Myotis daubentonii (Daubenton's bat), 3560 nucleotides. RefSeq names its product FAM161 centrosomal protein A (gene FAM161A). Gene Ontology annotation, cellular component: ciliary basal body; photoreceptor connecting cilium; cilium. The record is from RefSeq and is a predicted model, not a curated record. Gene Ontology annotation, biological process: cilium organization. NCBI's taxonomy places the organism in Eukaryota, Metazoa, Chordata, Mammalia, Chiroptera, Vespertilionidae.
UCACCACCCGGGCCAGCGGGGGCGCUCAGGCCUCCGCGGCGCGGUGAUGGCCGCCUCGCCGCGCGCGGAGCUGGCGGCCUCCAGUGUCCAAGCCCCGGUAAAUCCCAACACCCCAGCGCGGGCCGCCCAGGACGAGGACCCAGACUCUAGGCUUAUAGGCUUAGAGGAUCUGGCGGCCGUGGUGGCGGCCUUGGAGGAAGAGGAGGAAGAGGAGGAGGAACAGGAAGACGAGAAGAAGGCAGUGCAGCCGUCGCGGGCGAUGACUGACUUUAACAUCAUUUCCGGGGUGAAUAACCUAACAUACAUGAACUAUGAGGCCCCUGUGGACUUUUCUGAUAUUUACCACUCUAAUGAAGAAUAUUUCAGGAAACUAGAAGAGCUGAAGACUGCCCACAUGGAAACUAUGGCAAAGUUAGAGAAAAUGUACCAGAAUAAAUUAAAUUUAAAGAAAGUACAGCCAGUGAUCAUCAGGGAUGAAGCUUCUAGUGUCUCUUCCAUGUGUGUAUCAGAAAAGAACUAUCACCCUAUCUCGUUAAUCACAUCACUUUCAGAACCUGAUUUAGGUCAUUCUUCCUCCUUGAUUGUGUCUUCCUCUGAAGAUGAGCUGCCCAACUUAGAAAAAGACUAUCCUGAGAAAAGCAGAAUGAUGACCUAUGCUAAGGAGCUCAUCAACAACAUGUGGACCAACUUUUCUGUUAAAGAUUACAUUCAGUGUGAAGGUGCUGACUUCCCAGUAAUUAAAAAAACAGGGAAGAAAUCAAAAGAAUGGGUGCCAAAGAUUACAGUACCUGAGCCUUUUCAAAUGAUGAUUAGAGAACAGAAGAAAAAAGAAGAGAACAUGAAAUAUAAAUCAGAUAUUGACAUGGUACACAAACUGCUCAAAAAACAAGAAGAUUCAGAGUGUAAGAAAAAAUUCCGAGCCAACCCAGUUCCAGAAUUUGUCUUUUCCCCCCUUUAUCAUGACAUAGUCAAGCAAAAUGAAGAACGAAGGAGGAUAAUGAAGGAGAAAAACAAAGAAGCACUUUUGGCCUCACAAAAGCCAUUUAAGUUUAUUGCAAGGGAGGAACAAAAGCGAGCAAUCCGGGAAAAGCAGCUGAGAGACUUUAUUAAGUCUAAAAAGAAAACAAAUCGAUUUAAAGCCAGACCUAUACCUCGAUCUACUUAUGGUUCAACUACCAAUAACAGGUUAAAAGAGGAAGAGCUCUUUAGAAACAUUAAGACACAGCUGAGAGCCCAAGAACUUUUACUGAAUUCAUCCCCUCCGCCUUAUAGCCCACCUCACAGAAGUUUUGCUGCAAGGAAGCCCAAGACUCCCAAACAGGCUGAACAGCUGAAGUAUAAGUGCAAGUCCAGGAGCCCGAUUGCUGAUUUUGGAGAAGCUCCUGAGAGGUAUCAGAAGCACCUCCCAGAACAGAAAAGUCCAAAAAUCCUUUUAGUUUACAGACCAUCUGAUCAUCAUGCAGCCUCACAUGCAUCCACUAAAAGAGAGAAAAAUUUGGCAGAUAAUAAAGCAGAGGAAGAAAAUUUGAAAGAAACACAUUGGGCUUAUCAGUCUCUAAAGCACAAGUCGCCAGGAAGAAGUCCAAAUGCAAAGCGUGUGCCUUCUAACUGCAGCCCUCCAAUGCCCACAGUAUCUUCCAGAGGAAGAGAACAAGCCGCCAGGAGAUCACUUGAGGAAAAGAAAAUGUUGGAAGAAGAGAGAACUCGGAUCCUAACUAAGCAGAAACAAAGAAUGAAAGAAUUGCAGAAACUCCUGACAACCCGGACUAAGGCUUAUGACUCACAUCAAAGUUUAGCUCAAAUAUCUAAAUCCAGAAUAAAAUCUCUCAGAAAGAGUGAAAAGGAAAGGAUGAGAGAAUACCGACGAGAACUAGAAGAAAUAGAAGAAAAAUUAAAACACAGGCCACUACUAUUUCAAAGAGUUGCUCAGAAAAAUGCAAGAAUGGCAGCAGAAAAGCAUUAUUCUAACACCCUAAAAGCACUAGGAAUAUCUGAUGAGUUUGUUUCAAAGAAAGGCCAAAGUGGAAAAAUAUUUGAGUCCUUCAGCAAUCAAGAGAUGAAAAGUUUCACUGAAGAGAAAGAAAGCUUUAAUGAAGAAGAAAAUAUAGAAGAAAGAGAGAAUGGGGAAGAAAAUUAUUUUACUGAAACCAACAGCCAGGAUUCUUGUAAGGAAAAUGAAGCCGAAGCCGAAGAAGAAAGUGGAGAAGAGAACUCUGUUGAAGAAUGAAGCAGAAUCAGCAGGGCCUCCUUUCUGUGCCUGCGCUGUCAUCUGCAGCAUCCGGUGUUAGCAGCUUUGCUUGUUUGUUAGGAACAUGGAUGGGAAGGAACCCUUCUGAUGUGUGCAGGGCUCUUUAGCAAAGUUAUUUGUAGCCAAAAAGGCAAAUCCAGCUGAUUAGUCAUUUAGUCCGAGUAAGGCUUUGCCUAUUCAGUUUUUUAAAUUGCUACAUGGGCUCUGUUUGCAACUUUGCUCUUACUUGUAUUUUUUAAAAGCCGUUGAGAAUCAACAGCUGUCACAAACUGAUUAGUUAUUAUGUCAUUAUUUUUUGGUAGAAAAAAAUGGCUUAGCAUUGAGAGCAGAGAAAAGUAUUGUCCUUUGGUGAUUUGUUUGAAGAAAAAUUUCUAGAAACAUGACUCAAUACAUAUUUUAAAAUUGUACUGUUUGCCCAUUCUUUUUCUCUGGAAUACAUCUCACAAAAUGAACCCUCACAGUUGUUUUACUAGUUAAGUUUAUCUGAACCAUUUUUAUUUUUAUUUAAUUUUAAAAAUCUGGACCAUUUUUUAAAAGUAAUAAAAUAUAGAAAAAAAUAGGUACUUGCAAAUUUACAUUUAUUUCUGCACUGAAAGUUUAUUAAAUUAUCCACCCUAUUAUCAGUUUUUUCUUUUUUAUCUCUAGUUUUAUUCUAAAUUAUUUUUGACAUAGAAAUUAUUAGAAGUUUUUAUACAUAUUUUUUAACCUUGUGUAUUAUGACAGAUAUAAAUAAUUAUAGCAUUCUGAAUUAUAAUCUUACUAAAUAUCAAGCUGGUUUUAAAUGAGAUGAAAUUGUGCAUAAUAACUUGUCCAAGGCAAGUCUCCAAAGUAAUUCAGGCUUAUCUCUUUAAUACUAGAACCAGAAUGUUCAAUUUUUUACAUAUUAUUGCAGACACACUUUGUCUUUCUGAGAAUGAUGUUAAUUUGAUUUUAUGACUAUCAUUUUUCCUCUAUAAGAAAAUUUUUGUUGUAAAAAUUUAAACCAGUCAUAAAGAUGUGAUAGAGACAUUUUCUUUUAUAAAAAUAAUCAACUUAUAAAGAGUAUUAACUAAUAAAGGUAUAUAAUAGCAGUAUUUACCUACUGGAAAUUUAUGCUUUAAAUGAAGAAAUAAGGUGAUUUUUCCUAAUUAAGGGCAAAUGUUUAUUUGCUAUUCCUUUUUUAUAGUUUGUGUUAAACUAUUUGCCACUACCAUUAGACUGUAAACUCCUUGAGGGUUGGCAUCAUUUUAAAAUCCAUCUUUGUAUUCCUUUAAUAUUUUGCACAAGAUUGUGCAUAUCAUAGGUACUUAAUAAAGGUUUGGAUGAGUAAGUA